Molecule: messenger RNA, 2208 nt
Organism: Annulohypoxylon maeteangense
Lineage: Eukaryota; Fungi; Ascomycota; Sordariomycetes; Xylariales; Hypoxylaceae
Exons: 1
Coding region: 344-1681 (445 amino acids)
Source: RefSeq, a predicted model, not a curated record
CCCACUGAAAAGUGUGAAAUGUGAAGACUUCACCAAAAUUUCAUUGGCGGCAAUUCUCGAAUAUAACACACAGGCUAGUGCACUUGCGUUGCCGGUCUUACAUCUACGAAGGCAAAUUCUUGAAAUUGAACCACUACCUAUACCAUUAUCGUAAAAGGCUUGAGACAGGUCAAGACGGACAAAACGUCAGAGGCACGUGGAUAUCCGGUACCUACAUAGGUUGCAUCUCGAUCUGCCGUCACUAGUUGUUGGUGGUGGUAGCAGUGGUCACACCUCCUAGCAUCAUUCUUCAUUCAUAUCCCUCGCCCUUACUGACUUUCUAAUUUUCUAUCUACCUUCUUCAAUGUCUUCCAUUCUCUCCACUGGGGACGCGCCAGCGCAGCGAGUUCCAGCAUGGAAACGAUUGGGUCUUAAGCUUAAGCCUGCAUCCGAGAACCUGAGCCAGAACCAGAACCCUACCCUACCUACAAGUAUAGCCGCUGCGCCGGUGCCCAACCAUCGUCGGGAAAAUCCUACCGGUCCCGUCAACACCAAUGCGAAGAGAAAAUCUUCUGGCGUUCCUGCAUUAGACCACUCCGCCAAAAAAGCCAAGCAAGAUCUUUCUCAAACUCAAUUUUCUUCCACUCAUACCCCAAAGAAAUCCAAGUCUGUCUCGUUCGCGGCUCAGCUGACCCAAGACAACGGGUCCCCAGCUACUACUCCAGCAACACCAACGACAAACGGCACGAAGCCCACAAUCAAGCGAAAAGCCACACCUGCUGCUAAGAAAACCACCAUAGCCCUUACGCAACCAAUCAAGAAACAAGCCCCCGUAAACCUAGAACCGGCACUUGCGUACUUACGGCAGUGGCAUACAUCUAAGGACACCUGGAAGUUUAACAAGAACCACCAGACUAAGUUAUUGGAGCAGGUUUUCGCUGAGGAAACUACCAUCCCGGCGGCUGAUAUUCACAUCUUUUACGAAUAUAUCCGGGGAUUGAAGGGUGCCGUUAGGUCAAGACUAAAGGAGCUUGCAUCUGGCAUUAAGGUACAGGAUAUGGAGCAGGGGACGGAAGGCUUCCCUGGGUCCAGUAAGGAGACGGCUGAAAGAAGGCAAAAGGAGUACCAGGAAGUCAUUGCCGCCUUUCUGAGCCAACAGAGGACAACACCUGGGAAACGGCGUUUCGAGGAAGUGGAUUACGUCCUCCGCACUUCUGAUAUAGAAAUGCAGCGCCGGGUUGUCAAGCGAAUGCGCUGCGAGAACGUGUUGGACGAACUAUCUGAUACUGAAACUGAGGCAUCUACAACGACUACUACAACUACCAGCUCGACCGAGAAGGGGAGCUACACUAAGGACUUUGAGCGCGCUAUGAGUGAAGGUGCAACGGCUGAAACUGAGGGUGUCCUACGCCUUCGGUUGAAUGAGGAUAGCCUCCCACAGAGGGUGAAGCGAAAGAGAAAGGUGCGGACUGCAGUCGUCGAAGAAGAGACUAGUUCGGAGUCUGAAUCUGAAACCGAAGCCGAAGGCGGAUCAGAUUCAGAGUCGAGUAAUAGUAAUAGCAGCAGUAGUUCAUCUGAUGAUUCGGAGGACGAGGUUGCGCAACCCCAGCUGCGGGUCAAUGAAGCUGAGACAUCUUCCAGUAGCUCUUCUUCGUCUGAUGCUUCAGAGGCCGAAUCGGAUUCUGACGAUGAGGAAGAUUGAUUGGAGCACCAACUACAAUGCGAUCUACAUUACCACUAUUAAUCAUGGACAUGAUAUACGCACACAGCUCCACCACAUAGACUGAUAGGAUACCCAAUUUCCCACGAUGAGAUCAUCAUGUUGGACUAAAGCAAAACUGCUAAAAGUUAUUAUGGACCAAAAUGUUACUCUUUCCAUAAUUCCCUAAUUAUUUCAAUGUGAUGGAGUCCUGCCUGAUCGUGACAACCUGCCUGUGAAUCAAGUGCAAUUUAGACGAUAGCCAUGCGUCUAAUGCAGCCAAAAGAAACAAAAAGCAGACCCUCCCAAAAACGCCACAUGCCGUGUAUAUACCACACACCCACCGACGGAGAACACCGCAGCACUAUUUCCCAGUUCAAACCCUCACCGAACAAGAUAAUUGGUGUUCUAAUUACCUCCUGCAUGGCGUUUCAUGUCGUUUCCAAGGUCGGAGGCCCCGCGACGGAGAUCUAUACUCCAUCCAUUUCAUCAUCAAUUCAUUCAUCCGCCUAUAUGACCCCCUGGGCCGU